Anisakis simplex (herring worm) is the source of this 819-nucleotide messenger RNA. The record is from the annotation of a GenBank genome assembly. NCBI's taxonomy places the organism in Eukaryota, Metazoa, Nematoda, Chromadorea, Rhabditida, Anisakidae.
AUGGCUGAAGCACGAGAUAUACCAGCCGGAACGUACGACCUGAAGCUUGGAGAAACGUUUCAAGAUGCUGCCGAUAAGCCGGCUUAUCAUACGCUGAGAUUUGACUUCAAACCCAAAUCGGUGGCCUCCGAAACGGAAACCUAUCUGGCCUUCGGCGGAAACGGUGACGUUCAGGUAGCUGUACCGGGUGAAGGUGAUUCGUUGACGAUUUACAAAGGAGCGCGGAAACCGGUCAAAGUCGACAAAGAAUGUCUUCUGUUCUUUGAUCAUAAUACCGGAGAGGUUCGUCUCGAAAAGCUAUCAUCGAAUAUUUCUGUAAAGAAGACAAGAGAUACGGAUGAGGCAACCGUUUCGGUGAUUCGUAACGAGAUACGAAAAUUACGAAAGAAAGCACAGAAGAGUGUGGUGAACGAAGGUGAGGAUGAAGAAAUGGACGAUGCUAAGAGUUCCUCUGGUUCAUCGUCGAGUUCCUCAUCGGAAAGUGGAGAAGAUUCAGAUUCCGAUUCGUCUUCGUCAAGCGCCAGGCGUUCCACUGCUGGUACGGCUAAAGAAGCGGACGCGGAUAGCAGUGAUGGCGAGGGCAAUAACAGUGCUUCUGGUAGUAAUGAUGACGACGAUUUACAAGAUCAGUUAGAGCAACAGCUGAAUGCCGACUCGAUGCCAGCCAUUGAAAAUAUUUCGUCAUAUCAGAACAACGCAAAACAUCAAGCCUCAUCAAAUUCAUAUUCAUCGCAAUCUCAUCAUAAUAACCAUACGAAUAAUACCAAAAAAUUACUCGAUGAUGACUUGCAAUUAAGUGAAAGUUCUGAUGAUGAUUGA